AUGACAGCUUCGCCACCUCAUGCAACCAAGACUAUGUCAAAAGAAAGUCUAUUAGCAGAUUCUUUACCAUCUAGAAUUCUCAAUGAGUACGAAACUAGGCAGACACUUAACGCUAACUUUGGCGCUAUGGUAACGAGCUACAACUCUGUAAACGAUGAUACAGGAACUGGCAAAGGUCUAGUACACUACCUCAUGAACCCUCGUGAACUUCGAGAAGAUCAUCCAGUUUGGCAUUACUUCUACCUCUGCACACUAAUAUUCGCUGCAUUUGUUUCGUUAUUUAUUGGUCCUGUCAUUUUUGGUAUGCUAGCAGCCAUUGGAGGCAUUGGUACCCCUUUGGCACUGAGUUUUUUUGGUGGUGCAGUGGGAUUAAUCUUGGGAGUUGUUUUCGGAGUCGUGUUUGCAGUUGUUUGCAUUGUUGCGCUUGUUAGAAUACUUGGAAUGAGCGCCGAAUGGGUUUUGGAUACCCUUUGGCACGGAGGAAAUGAUUUACUAGAAAUUAGCAGACAACAGGUUCUUAUGUUGUGUAAUAUUCCUAGUAGCAACCAUCAUCAUCAGCGUUAA
This is a messenger RNA of Cetraspora pellucida, 564 nucleotides long. The record is from the annotation of a GenBank genome assembly. Lineage: Eukaryota; Fungi; Glomeromycota; Glomeromycetes; Diversisporales; Gigasporaceae.